AUGGAGAAGAAUACGAUCACUUUCGGAGACAAGACACGCUAUUUGGUGCUGGCUGUCGGGUGAGUUACACUGUAAGCGAAACAAUUCGGCUAUCCUAUUGUUGUAGCCUAUGGUGCAUCGUGUGCACAAAUGGCAACUACAAUACGAUCAACUUUACGGUGAUUUGUAUGCAAGAUGUGAUAGAGAAACAAUCGGUUGCUAACCAAACUCGUAAGCGUUUUAUUGCAUUGAAAGAGCACACAAAUCUAUUGUCAGAUUGGCUCGAGAACACUGCGGACGUCUCGUUCAUCUUCUCGGCCGGGGCAGUUGGAGCCAUCAUCGGACUCAUUCCCUCGGUCCCCCUGACCACUCGGUUCGGUGUCAGGUACCUCCAAUUCACUGUAACCCCUCAGAUACUGUUCCCUUUCAGAAAUGUCCUAUCUUUCUACGGUUUGCUCUCCGCUUUGGCCACAUUGGCAAUCCCAUUCGCAGUCUCCUUGGGCUAUUACUCUGUGAUUGCUGCCAGAAUGAUCCAGGUACGUUUUCCAAGUGAAUAUUGUCCGACUACAAGAUCUCUAGGGCUUCGGAGCCUCGAUUCUCUUCUCAUCGAUCGGAAGCAUUUCCGAAGGAUGGUCUCCUAUCUCGGAAAUCAGUACUUAUGUCGCAUUUUUGUCCUCUGGCUUUCAGGUAACUCAAUACUGCUCUUUCUGGACAGUAUAUCUCAGAUGCUGAUGGAGAUAUCAAAACGUUGUCAAUAUUUUGUACAUUUCGAUAGUUGACAGCGUUUUGAUAUCUCUACAGAAAGCCGAGAUACAUUCAUUUUCCUUCAGAUCAGCAACAUCAUCUCGAUGCCAGUUUCGGGCGUUCUUUGCGAGUCCAACUGGGGUUGGCGCUCCAUUUAUUAUCUGUUCGGAGGCGUUGCCGUGCUCGCCAACAUUGCAUUUUUCUCAUUUUUCCGCGAUUCGGCCGCAGUCCACAGGUGGCUUUUCUAGGACACGGCCGGCCAUCAUUGUCCGUACUUUCAGAAAUGUGAGCCAUAAAGAGCUACGAAAGAUCUCAACUGGACGGCUUCCAACUUCUGGAAGACAAUCGGUUCCCUACCUGGCCAUUUGUAAGGAUAAAGUGGUUUUAUCGAUUUGGGCAGCGGUUAGUGUUUAUGGUCUGACUUUAAGAAAUGGAACACAAUUUUCCAGGCAAUCGGAGGAAACAUGUCGCUAAUGACGCUGAUGACCUACGGUCCCACUUAUCUGAACAAAGUGCUGGGCCUGGACGUCCGCGAGACGGGCUUCUCGAACGCGGUCCCUUACAUUCUGGCAGCGGCGGUCAAGUUCGUCGCCGGACCGCUCUCGGAUCACCUGACAUUCAUCCCCGAGGUCUGGCGAAUGGUCUUCUUCGCCGCGGUCUCUCAGGGCGGUCUGGCGAUCGGAUUCUUCGUAAUGGCGCUCACGACCUCAAGAGUUGUCGCUCAAAUCGCGUACACGUGUGCCAUUGUCCUCGCCGGUAUCAAUAUUGUCGGAGUUGUGAAGUGUGCCCAAAUGGUCCUCAUCUUCUCGUCUUCUAAACUUCCACUCAACGCCUUCUUUCAGGUUGCCCGUCAGUACGUGCACUUUGUGAUGGCCGUGAUUUCGCUGAGUGCCUGGGGCGCCAUCUUCGUUCUUCCCAUAAUGAUCGGAAUCGCGUGUCCGAAUCACACUGCCGACGAGUGGGCGGUCUUUUACAUUGCCGUCGGAAUCUGGGUGAUCGUGAUGAACAUUCCGUUUCCGUUUCUCGCGACGAUGGAAGCCGCCGACUACACGAAGCCGGAAUGGGAGGCAAAAGUUGCUCCGUCGGAUGAGCAACGAGUUUGA
Messenger RNA from Caenorhabditis sp. 36 PRJEB53466, 1826 nucleotides. Lineage: Eukaryota; Metazoa; Nematoda; Chromadorea; Rhabditida; Rhabditidae. The record is from the annotation of a GenBank genome assembly.